CUGAUAUCACGUGUUCUGUCAAAGAAUUUCAGUAAUUCGCCACUCGAUGCGAGAAAAAAACUCCAAACAUAUGAUGUAUUCUGAACAUUACUCUAAAAUAUUUGAAAAGUACAAAUGGAAAAAGCAACAACAUCCACUAAAUUCUACCCAUUCAUGUCCAGUUACCAGUAAUGAUGUCCCUGGAAAUCGCAUCAAACAGAAUCCCCAGGCUGCUUUAAAUUCAUCCAGUAUCAGGUCAUCUAACUUGACAAGUGCAAGUAAAUUAAAAUCUCAUGUUUUGCUUAGUAUAGUUGAAGGAAGAGGUCAAUCAACUGGAGAAAUAGGUUUAGCUACUAUCGAUAUUUACUCAGCAAAUGUUGAAUUAUCACAAUUUCGUGAUACUAGCAGUUAUAGUCGAACACUUGUAAAACUACUUUUAUAUUGUCCUACAGAAAUAAUUCUUCCUAAAUCUGGUUUGGAUCCAAAUAGUUGUAUGCGGAAACUUGUGAAAAUCCUACUGUCUUUACGCAAUGGUAUGACAUUAAAUGGUGUUAACAGAAAUCACUUCAAUGAUAAACAAGGUUUACACUAUUUAAGAAGAUUAUGCCAUCCACAUUACAUUCCAUCUAUAUACGCUAUUAAAGAGAAAUUUUAUGCUCUUUCAGCACUGUCUGCUUUACUUAAUUAUGCUGAAGAAAUUCAUGGACUUAUUUAUGCUCCAAAAUCAAUGAAAUUCUCAUUUACAGGAUCUGUUAAAUCUACUAUGAUUGACUACAAAAGUGCAAAUCGUUUACGUUUGGUUAGAAAUAAUUACGACUAUUCAGCCAAAGAUACACUUUAUUCAGCAAUAGAUUUCACCAGUACAGCUAGUGGUGCUCGAUUAUUACGAGCCAACUUGUUGGAACCCCCAUGUGACUUGGAAACAAUUUUGAAUCGACAAGCUUCUGUUCGUGAACUAAUAUCUUCACCAGAAACUUUAUUUAACAUACAGAAUAUCUUACGUCAAUUCCCUCAUAUUGAUAGUCUUUUAUCACUUUGUGUUCAAAUAUGUUCGUCAUCAAAUUUAAUGUUUGACUGGCAUAACACUAUCAAUAACAAAAAUUCAUUUAGAUCAAAUAAAUCGAAUGAACUUUUAAUCAAUUCAACUGAAUUGUGUACACAAGAUAGCAUUACUCAUUCACCUUUAAUUAGUACAGUGAAAGAAAAAUCAACAGGUUUGCUAUUUGACAGGCCUACAAAAUCUUCAACUUUACUACCUGGAUCAUCAUCAUCACUAAUAGUACCCAGUUCCGAGAAGCAUUGUCUACCUAAAAGUGAUAUGAUCUAUUUAAAGAAAGCAGUAAACAUUCAAGCAGCUGAAUCUCGAAUUACAAAAGUUAUUGCAAUUAAAUAUAUGUUAGAUCUUGUCAAAUUAUUGUAUAAUGCUAUGGGUGAUGUCAAAUCUACAUUGUUGAGAACAUAUAAAGAGCUUUUACAUGAUUCGGAAUAUGAACAUGUUUUACAAAUUUUGUGCACUGUACUACAUAAAGAUGUACGAAUGUCAAAAGGGAUGCUAGCUAUGAGAACACAGAAAUGUUUUGCAAUCAAGGAAGGAUUAAGCGUGGUAUUAGAUGUUACACGUAAAGCCUACUCAGAACAGCUUGAUGAUAUUACGAAUGAAGUUAGCAGACUUUCACAUCAAUAUAAUCUACCAUUGCGAAUAUCUCACAAUAAAGCUCGUGGAUUUUACAUUCAAAUACCUGAAGAAUCAUUAAAAACUUACACAAAAACAUCGUCAUCGAAAAUCAGUUAUGGCACUUCGACAUUGUCUAAUGACACUAAUUUUUUAAAUGAAAACAUCUUUAUUGAAGCAGAAGAAGAAGAGGACGAACAACAAGGAAAUAUCCAAGCAUGUAAAACAUUGCAUAGAACUAAUCGAAAUACUGUUCAUAAUAAAUAUCCUCAUAGGACUCUGACAACAUCCGAGCUUAGCAAUAGUCCUGUACUUCAAAAUCUUCCAGAUGAGUUUAAAAAACCAUUUAUAUCAAAAAAUGUUGUACAUUGUACAACAAAUUCACUUAUUCGUUUAAAUGGUAAGUUGAUUCAAAUUGCGGAUAUGGAAAAACGGAUUAAAGGAUCUCUUUAUGAAGUAUAUCAUAUUGCUGAUCAAAUUAUUAGCGACUUAAUUACUGGACUGCAUCCAGAUAUGGCACUGUUUUAUCGUUUGUCAGAAGUAAUCGCAGGUCUGGAUCUAUUAGCCUCAUUCGCCAAAAUGUCAUUAACUUAUUCUCUCAGAAAUCAUUUCGUUUGCCCAGUAUUUAAUAAUAUACUUGGGAUUAAAAAUGGAAGGAACAUUGUUACUGAUGAAGAAAAGAAAUCAUUAUCUGUGGCAAAUCAUACGUAUGCAUCACCUGCUUUGAACUUUCAUGUUAUAACUGGACCUCCCAUGUGUGGAAAAACAACCUAUCUUAGACAAAUUGCAUAUAUACAAAUUUUAGCACAAAUAGGUUCAUUUGUUCCGGCUGAAUUCACUUCAGUACGUCUUACUGAUCAAAUAUUCUUUCAUACAGAAGGACAAGAUGAUAUACUUUUAGGGGAAUCUAGUUUUGUUAAUGAAAUAAGAGAAUUGACUUAUAUUUUACAAAAUUUCUCCAGAUCAUCUAUUAUUCUUAUCGAUGGUUUAUGCCAGAAUACUGACCCUGAUGAAGUCGAAUAUCUCAACUGGGCUAUCUGUGAAGCAUUACUGGAACAUAAAGCUUUCACGUUUUUGGCAACUAAUCGUUAUGAAUUGACCUCCUUAGCUUCAUUCUAUCCAAAUGUAGAAAAUUAUUAUUUUUCAGUACAAGAAGAAGUUUUAAAUAUUUAUCAUGGACAUCAUAAUAUAGGUACAUCAAAUCGAAGUACUCAUGAAACAUCAUAUGCUAAUAACAGCAGUUUCACUGAAGAAUCUCCGUUAGUUCAUAGUUUCUCGGAUGAAAAUUAUUCAAAUACAUUCAAAAUGAAUCAACAUCUAAAACAUUUCGAAUUCAUUGAUUCAACCAGUCAAGAUCUUGGUCAAAUCACUUUUACUUAUAAAUUAAACAAAGGAAUAUCACCCAAAAUAAUGUAUGGUAUUAAAUUGGCCAGGCUUACUGCACUUCCUCAAGAGAUAUUGGAUCGAGCUGAAGAACUUCUGAAUUCAUACAUUGAAGAAGAAAAUAUAAGCAAUGAUGAUGAUGAAAAAACCAACAACAGAAAGACUAUGACAAUGAGUGAUACUGGAGAUUUAGAACAAAUUGAUAGAAAUAUCAGUUUAAAUUUUCAAAAUUUGCAAAGACAAAUAUUGAAGACCCAAAAUAACCAGACUGAUUUGGAUGCAUCCAUUCCAACGGAAUCCUCACAUUGUACUACUGUAACAAAUUCGAGACAUGGUAUAUCAAAUUUAAAAUGGAAAAAUACCAAGAAAAACGGUUAUUUAACAGGAAACGAUCGCUUGGAACAUGAAUUGUUCAGACAAUUACAAAUCAUAUCAAAAGCUUACCAAACAAUGAACACAAAUCAACAUUUAUCUAAUUCAGAAAAAGAAGACAUUCAACAUGAAAUUUCAAAUUAUCUCAGAUUUCUAGAGUGUCGAUACCAAAGAUUAUUACUGUGAACAUAAAUACAACUAAGAUUUCUUCCUAAGUUAGUUGCUAUUUGUUAACAUACAUAUUAGGAUUUUCUUAAAA
Messenger RNA from Schistosoma curassoni, 3665 nucleotides. Lineage: Eukaryota; Metazoa; Platyhelminthes; Trematoda; Strigeidida; Schistosomatidae. The record is from the annotation of a GenBank genome assembly.